Messenger RNA from Strongylocentrotus purpuratus (purple sea urchin), 3244 nucleotides. RefSeq names its product rho-related GTP-binding protein RhoA-B. NCBI's taxonomy places the organism in Eukaryota, Metazoa, Echinodermata, Echinoidea, Camarodonta, Strongylocentrotidae. The transcript is spliced from 5 exons. Gene Ontology annotation, biological process: cell migration; small GTPase-mediated signal transduction. Bases 738 to 1541 code for a protein of 267 amino acids. Gene Ontology annotation, molecular function: GTPase activity; GTP binding. The record is from RefSeq and is a predicted model, not a curated record.
GAGAGAGAGAGAGAGAGAGAGAGAGAGAGAGAGAGAAAGGAGGGGGACAAGUGAGAGGGGAUAUGAAUAAAUUAUGCAGAUACGUUAUAUUGACCCCCGCUCCAAAACUAAUGCUUUCUGCUAUUAGCUGCGUGGAACUACAGACAUAAUAUUCAGACAGAAGUGAGAGAUCAUAAGGAGUUACUGACAGCAUUGUUCCAUGUUAUUUCAAGCGUCAAAACUGCGUUAUGCCUAAACAUGCAUGAUACAGAGAAGUGAAUAGAGAAUGCCCGUGUGUCAAUCCAAAACGCAACAGAGCCAUCUAGCUACAGGUGCCGUAACCAUGGUCCCAUAUAAGGAGAAAAUAGGCGGAGUUUCUUCGCGCGCCCGUUUUAUGUAAAUCGUGGGAACCGCAUUUCGCAUAAAUGAUUGGUCAAAAGAUCAUUCACAUUAUUUGCAUAACAAAUGGUUGAUCAAGUUUCCCUACGUACACGUGUGUGUGUGUCACUUCAGCCGCUCAGUGUGUACUGUACGGAACACACACUGCAUGACUGUACGCGUGCUAGCUAGCUCCCCAGCUGAGCUGCAUGCUCGCUCUUCUUAUUAUUCUUUGCAAGGCCUUCUUCCCAAACACUGCAGUAACCAGCUCGAUCAACAUGCUCACAAUAACGGAUUUUCUCUUCAGGAAACAUACAUUACGCAAAGUGUUGAUUUAAAAACAUUUUAAUUCAGUUAUUUGAUAUUUUUAUGCAGAGAAUAUGUCUUCUGGAUCUCGAUUUAGCUUUGAUUUCGGUGAUAUUUCUAGGAGGCGUCAUCACAAACUGACCCGCCAGCACUCGAUGAGCGCUCUGACGGAGACUGUCGGGUGCAAAGCUGUCAUGGUAGGCGAUUCGCAGGCGGGUAAAAGUGCUUUGGUCAACACGUUUUUGGAGAAGGAUCGUCUGAUCGAGAUUUACAAGCCCACAACAUUUGAUCGAUAUACCACAAUACUGGAUUUUGAUAAACAUCACAUAGAACUCAAUAUGUGGGACACUGGAGGAAAGCCAGAGUAUGACUUCCUUCGUCCACUAGCGUACCAGGACACAGAUGUGGCUAUCAUCUGCUUUGAUAUCUCACAACCAACAUCACUUGAAUGCAUCUCCCAGAAGUGGUUUCCAGAGAUUCGCAAACACUGUCCUAAAUGUCCAGUGAUUGUCGCAGGGUGCAAGUCUGAUCUACGAAACGAUAUUCACGUCAUGACCAGGCUUACAGAGAUGAAGAUGAUUCCAGUGUCGCAUGAUAAGGGUAGCACGCUAGCAUCCCAGAUUGGAGCCGUAGCAUAUGUAGAGAGCUCCGCGCGGACCAACACAUCAGGCGUACGAGAAGUGUUCGAGAUGGCGGCCUUAGCAUCCAUCGGCAAACUCAACCUACAGAAAUCCUAUGUGGGCUUACCGAAUGAAAGCAAAAGACUUUCCAUUACCGAGUCGCUGCGUUUCAGGAAAAGGGCGGAGGUGAUGACGCCGAAAGUGAGAGUGAAAUCAAUGGUGAUAGACAAAGACCGGAAGUCUUGCUUGGUCAUGUGAUUCAAAAUUUCUGCAGCUCAUAGUUUGAAAUCAGAUUCAAAUUUGUAAGGAUCAUGGACUCAAAACUCUCAACCUGUGAUGCAGGAUAAUACUUGUACAUUUUUCCAGGACCUUCAGAAUUAGACCUGGACUUGUAUGCAGCUAUGAUUGGAACUUAGAAGUCUUGGCAGGACCAAGACUAGCUGUUAAGACUAGUCCAGAGGAGUCUUUAUGUAAUUUCACCAUUGUUUGUGAGUGGAAAUCUUCUGGUCCUGAAGAGUUUGGAAUCAGAAAAAGGUUGGUUUCAGAACUGACUGGAUCUACAAACUUACAAAGCAGGCUGAAGACAGUGCUGUCAUUUCAUCAAAUGUUCUGAUCUUGAAGACUUGAUGAUCCACAAUUCUUGUUUCAGAACUGACUGGAUCCACAAAAUGGGCAAACGGUCCAAAUGUGCUACACUCUAAUAUACUUCAUCAUGAUUGCGACCAUUCUUCUCAACCUCUGAUUGUGAUUAGUAUAAUUCAGUCCUAUGAAGAGAGACUUCUAUUAGUGGUUUUUUUAUGUGUGCUUUAUUAAAGGAACUUACAAACUUGAUACUUAGAGAUCCAUUUGACAGGCCUGAAAUAUUUUGUAAAACCAACCUUGGUAAGAAAUAGAAUACAGGAUCUUCCCUUGGAAUAUAGAGACUGAAAAUUCCUACUCAAUCCGAAUUCCUAACUUCAACACUGGUCCAAUCACUAUACUAAACCCUUAGUCUAUGUAUAUAUAAGAAUGCAAACUUUGUGCAGCAAAUGACUUAAGCAUAUACACUAAGCUCUGUGUUCUAAGAUGUGAAUGGACAUGUGACCUGUAUUGCACUUUACGUAUUGCCCCAUCAUGUCCUAACGAGCCUUAAACCUGCAUCCUCUUAGAAGUAGAGCAAGUGUUGGGGUUACCAUUUUAUAUAUAAUUAGAUUGGAUCAAUUAAGAUCAUCAAAAUUCUAUCAUAUUGUACAGGUACAGUUACACAUUUUUUUGUGAAUGCUUCAUUGUUCAUCUCCUUUUCCUCAAUGUUAGAAAGAUAGUUAGUGGAAUUACCUCACCUUCCAUGUGAUGAAACAUGUGACAAAGGGAGAGGUUACACAGGAAUUGUGCAAUGUUAUUGAGUUGAAAGGCAGUUUCUUAAUUAUCCUGGAUUUAUGUGCUUAGAAACUAAGAAUGUAAUUUGCAAGGAUAUAGAUGUCUAUGUCCUUUUACUAAUGUCAUAAAUAAAGCAUUUAUGGGUCAAUUUACUUCCUUGUAAGAAAUAAGAGAGUGAAACCAUUGAAUAAUGCCCAUAAUUAACCAGCAACUAAGAGAGUAUUUCAUGCUGGCAAAUUACUAGUUAAUGGAAUGGGAGAUAUAAUAGUGCAAUUUGCUCAUGACCCAUAUUGUGUUAUCGUUGAGUCAUAAGGGAAAUUUAUAUGUAUGUAAGUUUUACUUAAAGGCGCUCAUUAUUCAACAUUCAAAGUGAUAUUAUACUUACCCACACUACUAAAAAACAAUGAUUGUAUAUCCUUCCCACAAUGGAAUCGGGCAGUUAUUGUUAUCUGUGUAAUUGCCAAUGAGAUAUACAUUGUGGAACACUAUCAUGCUAUGGAAAAAGUCUCAAUCUCUCUUUCUUAUUGUCUCUUAUUUCCAUUUAUUCAUCUCACUCUCUCUCUCUCUCUCUCUCUCUCUCUCUCUCUCUCUCUCUCUCUUGCUCU